CUCGAAUGUUAAAAAAAAAUGAAAGGGCGCCAAGAAGCUGGGACGAGGGAACGUGGGUGUAAAUAGGCAGCGAACACGCUUGGUCUCUCUCUUUCUCUCUCUCUCUUCGUCUCUCUUUCUCUCUCUCUCUCUCUCUUCGUCUCUCUUUCUCUCUCUUAGUCUCUCUAACCCCCCCCCCCCAAAUCUGGUCUCUCAACUCCUCUCUCGCUCUCUCUCACGCUCGCUCUCUCGCCGUUUCCUCGCUUUUAUUAUAUCAAUGAACGACUUUCUGAUUAGGACUUAAACAUAAGGAAUCAAAAGGCUCCAUCGGGACCAGAACAGGCAUCACGCGUUUCUGCUAUGCGACUCGGGCGGCCGCACGCUACAUGUGUUUUGCUAUCAAUGUAAAUAUUGGCUUUGAUAGGACGGAGAGCCCAAAUCAGCCUCUGGCGCGGCUUGUUUUCGGACGCGAAUUUUGACCCAAGACUUGCAACCUUGCCUUUUCAUUCGCCACCACUCUCAUCAUCGCCAUCCGCCGCCGUUGCAACCCGCCCUCAACUCGCUGGCCGCUUUGAACGACGAUGGCAACUUUAACCAACGGGCAAGUGGACGCCGCGGUGCACGGUGUCGGUGUCGGGGUCGGGGUGGUCUCCGCCAGCACCAACGGGCUAGUGAACGGAUUAAGCCACAACCACAACCCGGUGGGCUGCCCGGCCACCAUCCCCAUGAAAGACCACGAUGCCAUUAAACUAUUCAUCGGUCAGAUCCCCCGCAACCUGGACGAGAAGGACCUGCGGCCCCUCUUCGAGGAGUUUGGCAAGAUCUACGAGCUCACGGUGCUCAAGGACCGCUUCACGGGCAUGCACAAAGGCUGUGCCUUCCUUACCUACUGUGCCAGGGAGUCGGCCCUGAAAGCCCAGAAUGCAUUGCACGAGCAGAAGACCCUUCCAGGGAUGAACAGACCGAUCCAGGUGAAGCCGGCAGACAGCGAGAGUCGAGGAGAAGACAGAAAGCUCUUUGUGGGCAUGCUCAACAAGCAACAGUCUGAAGACGACGUGCGGCGCCUUUUCGAGUCCUUCGGCGGCAUCGAGGAGUGCACCAUCUUGCGAGGCCCGGAUGGCAACAGCAAAGGCUGCGCAUUUGUAAAAUACUCGUCUCAUGCCGAAGCGCAGGCGGCCAUCAGUUCACUACACGGCAGCCAGACGAUGCCUGGUGCCUCAUCCAGUCUGGUGGUCAAGUUCGCCGACACGGAUAAGGAGCGCACCAUUCGCCGCAUGCAGCAGAUGGCCGGUCAGAUGGGCAUUUUCAACCCGAUGGCCCUGCAGUUUGGAGCCUACGGAGCCUACGCUCAGGUGCAGCAGCAGGCCGCAUUGAUGGCAUCCGUAGGCCAGGGGGGCUACCUCAGUCCGAUGGCCGCCUUCGCUGCUGCCCAGAUGCAGCACAUGGCCACCAUCAACGGCCUCCCCGGAGCGCCGCUCACGCCCACGUCAGGCGGGAGCACUCCUCCAGGCAUCAGCGCCCCCACAGUGACCAGCAUCCCUUCCCCCAUUAGUGUCAAUGGUUUUACUGGCAUGCCGCCUCCUCAAGCCAACGGACAGCCACCCGCAGAGGCCGUCUUCACCAAUGGCAUCCACCAUUACCCUGUGUUGCAAGAAGUGGUUUUUAGGGAAGACUCUGAGAAAAAUGGCCUGGGUGUAGCUCCAAGGAGUUGUUUCGGAGUUCAGGGUGGCUGCUUUCUCUCCUCUCUAUCCGAAGCUCAAAGUCCCACUGCGGCUGAUCCGCUCCAGCAAGCUUACACGGGAGUCCAGCAGUAUGCAGCAGCCUAUCCCGCUGCAUACGGCCAGAUCAGCCAGGCCUUCCCCCACCCUCCAACCAUCAUCCCACAGCAGCAACGAGAAGGGCCAGAGGGUUGCAACCUGUUCAUCUACCACCUCCCUCAGGAGUUUGGGGAUGGCGAACUGAUGCAGAUGUUCCUGCCAUUCGGUAAUGUCAUCUCCUCCAAAGUGUUUGUGGAUCGAGCGACAAACCAAAGUAAAUGCUUUGGCUUUGUCAGCUUCGAUAACCCGGGCAGUGCCCAAGCUGCCAUCCAGUCCAUGAACGGCUUCCAGAUCGGCAUGAAAAGACUCAAGGUGCAGCUGAAGAGGCCAAAGGACGCAAACCGCCCCUACUAGCCCCGGCCCCAGCCAGCCGCUGCCAUCUACGGUGGCCGGGGUAGCUGUCGCACACGGGGGAGACAGGUUUUGUUGAGCUGAAUUAUAUGUUGAUUAUUCGCUACCCGCUGUAGAAUGCAAACUCGACGUCCGGAACACUGAGGCUGCUACAGAAAGGGAGAGGACAUCGAGGCAGAGAGAGAAAGAACGCUAUUGGCAGAGUCGUGGGAACCUUCUUUUUGGAUGUACGAAAAACUUUGGAACCCAGUGAGAAUUUGGACCACCUUGGUUUGCCCCCGGACCUUUUCUUCUGCACAUACAGUACAGUAUAUAUAUACACACACACACACACAACACACGCACACACAAACAGAUCCUUCCACUCAGAACCCUGCUUGAUUGACAGCUACCUUUUGUGGACCACAAAAACUUUUACUUGAACAAUGGCGAGACAAAAAAAAAAAAAAGGAAAAGACUGAAAAACUCUUUCAAUAACCAACCCUGAUGGACUCUUCAAGGGAACAACGGCUGUCCAAAAGUCCCAACGAGAACAUGCUAAACUUUUUAAAAACUGAAUCGAAGAUUGCUGAAGGAGAUAUUUUUGGUCUGGUUGUGUGUUUGGGGGCCCCAAUUGGCUCAAGACGCAGAGGAACAAAUUCCAGAAGGGAGAGCGCGCGUAAAAUCGGGAAUACGAUGUGAUCGGGACAGAAAUUGGCUUGGAUUUCAGGAUGACUUGUCUUUAGCUUCGGAGUGCCUGUCCGUUUCCAGGGGAUACCAUUGCCGAGGAGAACCAUAGCAACGGUUCUCCGAGGGAGUCUUACUUGUCAUUCCUUUAGUUGUUUUAGGGACCAAAAGACCAAACGUUUUUAUCGCUGAGGACUUGUAGCUCGAAUAUACUUGGACCACCGCAGCUCUUCUAUCGGCCAGUGUCAAAUGGCUCGAGAGUUGUAUGAAAAAGAAGUGUACAUUUCCCAUAUAUAUAUAUAAAAAAUGGUUUUGGAAAAUAGGCAAAACUAUUUCAGAAGACCAAAUGGGGUCUCUCUCACUUUGUUAGUUUAACAAUCACUCCCAAUGUUUAUUUAUUAUUAUUAUCAUCUAAUUUUUUUUCCCGUUUUGUCUUGGGAGGGACGAGAGUGCAUGGGAGGGGGGGCUGCUCCGCAUCACAGCCUUAUCUUUUUUAACUUGGACAUCCUAACCUCAUAGCUAGAGUAACAUCCGAAACCUUUGAUCUAUCUGAACUUGUUUAUAUUUGCAGUACAUAUAUCUAGAUACGUAUAGCGAGCAUUCAAGAAAAUGUAUUCAUAUAUGCAGAAAGUAUAUGGAUCAACAGAUAUUAAUCACAAGCAAAUACAUAUGUACUUAAUAUGCACAUAUUUGAUAUAUGUGUGUCUGUAUAUAGAACAGCUACUGAAAGAUGUUGAGCUGUCAUUUUUAUUUAUUUUGGUGGGGGGGGGGGGGUUUAGCCGAGUUUGAAACAUUGCUCUGCUCGGGAUGAAUUGCAAAUCUGGCAGCUCCCAAAAAAAAAAAAAAAAAAUGCAGGCAUUCCUUUUUCUGAUAUGCUGACACACGCUAUACAGCCCUGCUAAAAGGUUACGUGUGUGAGAGAGAAUGCACAGGAUACUGUAAAUAGGGUCUGAAAAUGCAAAAAGCCACGUCUCAGUAGCAGACUUGGAAGAAAAAUCAGGCUGGCGUAUUCUCUUCGACUCGAUUCCAAACAUAUCUUUUUAUGCUUUGCACGCGUGCGCGCGCACACACACACACACACACACAGACCGGUUUAUGUGAUUUGUGGGGACCACACACACGCACACACAAACGUCUGUUUGAAACUUGAACCAAAACGAAUAUGUCUCGUGCUCUCUUACUACAUUCAGUUCAACGUGCAUGUAGCGUCUAGGCCGUCACCGUGUCAGGGUGUGCCUUGCCACCUGCAGAACCUGCCAUCCAACACUGUGCUCUCAGCAAAAUUUCAAAGAAUGAAAAUCGCGCGCAUUUCUCUGCAAAACAGCCAGCGAGCGCACUAUGAUGAUGUCAAAAACUCCAACCGGAUCCGUAUCGGUUCGCAGCUGAGUCGUCAAUGCAUGUCCGUGGUUGGAAUACAUCUCAUGUCUUUUGAGCUUUGAAAAUAUACGUAUACUCACUCAUGACGCUCUGGAUAAAAAUGGGCAUUAUCAAACGUGCGAGCGCGGCGAGUCACUAGCGGAGCAGCGAGCGAGGCACCUGUGACGAAGUCAAAAUUAGGCAGAAAGGAAAAUGGGUAGGCGGCAAAAUGGCUUCUAGUUGUUAGUCGGUGAGAGUUCUUGGCAUGAAGCACUUUUAAUUGUAAUAUUUAUUUAUUGAUUUUUAUUUUUUAGCGCACGGGUCUCGCAACAUUCCCAAGCGACUGGUCAGAGCACCCCGACGGCUUGUGAGGAAGGACAAAAAUUCCAAAAAUUCUUAAAUAUCUCCACAUGGCUGCCAGGAGGCUAAUGCAGAGGCGAGUAGUUUCAUUUUGCGCCAUUGAGGCGCUGGAGCCCAAAGUGCUCUAGUUUUGCGGCCACCAAUAGAUGGCAAAAUAAAGCAAAUCGGGGAAAAAAAGCAUUCCAUCUUCAAUUCAAAGCCCUUACUUUUUUUUUUUCUUGUUGCAAAUAUUCCCGGGUAAACAGCCCUGACAUUUAUUUGAACCUUUCAAAUAAAACAGGAGUGCUUUCUGCCUGUUUUUAUUUUUUACUAUCUAUUACUUGAAAAACGGCUCACACAGGAGUGAAAGAGGUUGGAGACCCCCACGCCCCUCCUCCCCUGCCCCGCUUUGGAAAAUGCUGACUUGUGGUCCAAAUCUUGAUGUAAUCCAAUUUUUCAAAAUAAAACGCUAAAGUGUAGCAAUAAAUUGGAGGGGGGGGGGGGGUAAUCCAUCAUCAUGACUGUACCGCUAAGGUAGGUAUCAUAUUACUUUAGAAUGCAGUUGAAGGUAACAGUAAAAUAUUCGGUAUGUAGAAAAGGUCACCAGAGUUAUUGGCCAAGCAGCUGCUGGAGAUUACUCACUGAAUAUUUAUACUUGGCGCUGGAAGACGAUGCUUCCUGUUUUCCCAGAAAUGGCAGCAACAAAAAGUUCAAUCGUUAAAAAUGAUUGCGGAAUUCCACUUUUACCUGCCAAAAAUCGGUGAGGCAAAAUGAAUUCGUUCGACUUCCGAGGACGCCUGCACACGUCUCGGCUGCGCUCGUAAUAAUGUCCCCCCCCCCCCACUCCCCCCGAGCGUGGCAAAGACCACCGUGACCCGUGCCAGUCUUUGAGCCAGCAAACAUUAAGCGCUUCAAACUCAAGCAAGUGAAUGUUGGGGUGAGCCCGCUUUGACUGCACUGAAAAAGCCAAGAAACAAAAAAAAAUUUUGUUUUGAGCCACAGGUGGGAGAAUGCCAAGCACAUCAUCUUUAUCCGCCCACAGCUGUAAGCUACAAGUUUACAAGAGGGCGGGGAGGCGGGGGGGUAGUCUACCGGUUUAAAACAUCACCAGACAUAGCAGAAGUCUGAAUAUAAAUAUAUAUAUAUAGAUAUGUAAACAUGAACCGAUGAAUAUACUGUAAAUGUUUUUUUGUUUUUUUUGCUCCGUUCUCCUUUGUACAUAGGUUUGCAUAUUUUAUAGGACUUUUACUUCUAUCGAAAAGGACCGGGUAAAGUACUUUAAAUACCCCCAAAAAUAAAAAAUAAAAUAUAUAUAUAUAUAUAUGAAUGAAUGAAAACCAGGUACAAAAAAAGAAAAAGUUGCUAGGGUACAGUGCGAAAUCUAGGACCUGACCAAGGCAUUUAUCCAGAAAACAGUCAGGGAGAGCAUUGACUUCAAUUCCAGCCGAAACACGCAUCGACCUAUUUUCGGACAUAAACACUUUCCGAGGUUCUGUUUUCCUUUUCGGAUUUAUUUGACGAGUCACAUCUCGAGACGACAUGCAUGCUUUUCAUGCCAUUCAUUUUCUAUGAGUUGGUACGUGACCAAAUAGUUUUUUAUAAAACACGCAUGGGGGGGGGGGGGGGCGGCGGGCGGGCAGGCACCCCCCUCUGUUGUGGUCCGCGGAUGAUCACCGCUCCUGUCUUUAGGACCGUGCCUUCAAAGCACUUCUUCGAAGAGGGAGAGACGACAGCUCCUAUAUUGACCAAGUGAUGUCAAAACCGGACUUUUAAGCGAUUUGUGUUCCAGUUAUUUGUCGCUGUGUUUUAUGGAUUUGUUUGUUUGUCGAUGUAUUUAUUUAUUUAUGUAUUUAUUUGUGUCGUUUGACUCAAGAUCUGAGCUCUCCUCUUUGCCACCGAGGGGGUCUUGCUUAAAAGUGCCACGUUGUACCUGUCAGCAUCGCAUUACCUCUUCACGUGUUAGGAGUCGCCCAAAAAAAAAAAAACAAGAA
Messenger RNA from Hippocampus zosterae (dwarf seahorse), 6499 nucleotides. RefSeq names its product CUGBP, Elav-like family member 4 (gene celf4). Gene Ontology annotation, molecular function: mRNA binding. Bases 561 to 2150 code for a protein of 529 amino acids. Gene Ontology annotation, cellular component: nucleus; cytoplasm; ribonucleoprotein complex. The transcript is spliced from 14 exons. The record is from RefSeq and is a predicted model, not a curated record. Gene Ontology annotation, biological process: regulation of alternative mRNA splicing, via spliceosome; mRNA splice site recognition. NCBI's taxonomy places the organism in Eukaryota, Metazoa, Chordata, Actinopteri, Syngnathiformes, Syngnathidae.